GGCGACGGCCGAGACGACAGCGGCGGCGACGGCCGGUACGACAGCGGCGACGGCCGGAACGACAGCAGCGACGGCCGGGACGACAGCGGCGACGGCCGGGAUAACAGCAGCGUCGGAGAAUAGACGUCCAUCAAGGCCCGUGGAGUUCUCCGUGCAUCCGGAUGACUUUGGCAAUGUUGUCAAGCUUAAGCAAGAAGGGAAGCAGCUUCAAGCCGCAGUCAUCACCACCGCACUUAGGCAGCGGUGGAAGCCGGCCACGAAGGCGGAUUUUCCAACAUCAGAGCACAUGCGUGCGGGGAAGCUGCGCAUCCUGCGAGCGAACGACUCCCACCUUUCCACGUUCCCAUGGCUCGCGAUCUCGCAACACGCAGACAACUGGGGUGCGUGGUGUGCGCCAUGUGCUUUGUUCGCUACCUCUGAGGCUGGCGGGAGGGCGGGCGCCGCCAACCAGCGGCUCGGCAACCUAGUUGUGCGGCCACUACGCAACUUCUCUGAUCUGACUGGAUCGGACGGGGCGCUUAACCGCCACAGUCGGCACGACUACCACAGGAGUGCGCUGGCGGCCGCCGCUGACUUCCUGCGCACUUCAGAAAACCAAGAUUUGUCUGUAUCGCAAGUGCUGGCCUCUGCAAACCGUCGCGAAGUAGAGCGCACUCGAGCGGCCCUGGCCAGUGUUGUAGAUACGAUCAAGUUUGCCGCGCUGCAGAACAUCCCUCUCCGUGGCCAUCGGGACGACGGGCGCAUUGACCCAACCGGCCAGUAUCCUGACAACAAUGACGGGAACUUCAGGAUGCUGCUCCGCUUCCGCCUGCAGAGCGGGGACAAGGCACUGGAGGAGCAUUUGAAGUCAGCCAGUAGUGCCGCGCUGUACACCAGCAAAACGGUACAAAAUGAACUGCUCUCUGACCUGCUGCGGCUCCUGCAGGACGCAGUGUCCGCCAAGGUGCGAGCCUCGCCGCUGUGGGCUCUCAUUGUUGAUGAGACCACAGACCGCGCUCGUCGGGAGCAGCUCGUGGUGGCCGUGAGAUACCUCGAUAAGAAGGAGGGAAAGCAUGCAAUUUGCGAAGAUCCUAUCGCCAUGGUGGAUGUCUUUGAAGAGUUGAACGCCGCAAACGACGAGAAAGAGGUGAAAUUGUCGGGAGAAAACCUGGCGAAAGUCAUCCUGAACGCCUUGGAUCGUCUCCGCCUGGACAAAAAACAUCUCAUCGCGCAGUGCUAUGAUGGUGCCUCAGCAAUGUCAAGCCUGAAAGUCGGCGUCGCGGCUCAUGUGCAGAAAGUGGCUCCUGUUGCGCACUACGUCCACUGUGCUAUGCACGGUCUGAACCUCGCUGCGUCAAGGAUGGGAUCUGUGCGGGCGGUGAAGAACGCGCAAGGGACGAUGGAGACCGUGGUAGUCUUUGUCACUGACAGUGCCAAGCGCGCGGUGGUGCUCAAGCAAGCACAAAAGAGGACCGGUCAAAGCCAGCAGCGGCUGAUAAAGCUCUGCGAGACUCGCUUUGUGGAGCGAUACACUUCCGUCAACCGCUUCUGUGAACAGUUUGCGGCGAUUGUGGACGCCCUGCGCCUGAUGUCCGACUGGACAGACGCUGUCACUAGCGCAAAGGCAGACAUGCUGCUGAAGGCGAUGGCAGCGUCGGAUUUUCUGGUGGCCAUCGCGGUAAUGAAGUCUCUGUCCAGUCUGCUGCGGCCAGUGUCCGCACGACUGCAGAAGCAGGGUGCGGAUCUGGUCGAGGCACUCGACCUGGCGCGCGCCACCAUCAGCGCCCUCUCGGAUCUGCGCUGCGAUUCUGCUUUCGAGUCGGUGUUUGCCGAAGCGCAGAAGAUGGCAGGUGAGCUGGACACAACAAUCGAGAAGCCGCGCAUCUCAGCCCACCGCUCGACUUUCAGGGCCAAUGCUGGCGAAGACUUGGACGUGGCUGGACACUACCGUGUAAAUUUGUUCCUGCCUGCCAUCGACGCCGUGCAACAGGAUCUGGACGACAGAUUCGGCAGUGACCGGCCACUCGGUGGCACUGCUGGACAGGCCGGAGUGAAGGCACAGCGCCAGGCAUACCGAAGGGAGGUGUUUUCACUCUCCGGGAUCCUCCCACGGCAGGUCACCAAACAGAAGUGGGAGGACGUCCGCCCAGGCUGGCUGCGCUACCGGUCAGUUCUGCCAGAGAGCCCUGAGGACGAUGCAAAAGCCGAGUUCCUCGUCUGGUCGGCUCUGUGGCGGCGCUCCCAGGGCACUCUACCAGAUUCCGCGGUGGCUGCGCUCGACCACUGUGACCUGAUCACCUUCCCAACGAUGCACCGCCUUCUCCAGGUUGAUAUUAUCAGCACUCAUCCCAAUUUAGACACCUUUCCUAAUCAACUAUCAUAACCCGGAGUCGCGCCCCUUGCCUUAGAUUCUGUCGUGUCAUUUCUCAUCUUCACUGUAAUGAACAUUUUAUGAGUGAAUGGAGUGUGCGAGGAUUUAGUUUACAUGCAUUAUUACGCAUAUUAUACAUAGUUAUGCUAAACAUGGGUGGGUUUCUAAGCAUGGUUGUUAAUAUUGUAUAUCAAAUACUAUAAUGGUUGACGCGUAAAUCUAUCGGUUGAAGCCUUCAUUGCAAGACGCUGACAACCAAUAGGUAGUCAGAUUGUUGUGCAAUUCUUUCUUAAUCCUGGCAAGGGAAAACAAUUGAUCACGCCUUUAUGCCUUUAUUUUUUAUAGGAAACCCUGAAUCUGUGCCGUCCCUGUAAGAAAUCGGUAUCUGACCUAUCACCACCAUGUUUCUGUCCCAUCAGAUCCUUGCGGUCCUGCCCGUGUCUGUGGCGGAGGCGGAGCGCACAUUCAGCAAGGUGACUCGCACGCUGACGGCAGUCCGGUCGACGAUGGGCGAGGAGCGUUUGGAAGCGCUGAUAAUGUGCCAGGCCCACCGUGAUCUGCUGCCAGCAUCUGCGGAUGUGGUGGAUUUCUUCGCACGGUCUGGCGCCCGCCGAGCAAAGCUUCACGCCCUCAUCUGAAUACCCACCGUCCUCUCCAGACUCGCCUGCGCGCCUAUCUGCGUGAUCAGACGGAGAAAGGGUGGCCUGAUACGGCCAUAGACACCAGUCGAUGGUCAGCAUCGGGCGUUUAACGACGUGCCAGCUGCGGCCUGUUCUGUGCCUUCUCCUUUACUCACCCGGACCAGCUACGAGUUGUGUGACGUUGUUUUGCGCAAACUGAUUCCCAAGACCGGGACCAAGGACAUGAUCGAGCUGGAGCGCGCUAAGGAGCAGCUGACGCCCAUGCGGUUGGUGAACCUAGAGGCUCCUUCGGGCAACGGAAGCAGCAGCCCAAACACUACAUCGACCAGAUCAGCCGAUGGGCAGAGCGGGCCGAGCCGGGGAUGGCAGUAUCAGCACUCGGCUCCUCGGCCGAGAGACCUUCCCCGCCCCGCAUUGAAGCGGAUCUGCUGGGCCCGAGCAGGGCGCCCGGCCGGCCGCGGCGGCGAUACUCGCAGUUUAGCCGCGCCGGUGUGGGGACGCUAGGUGGCGCUGGCGGACCUUUGGCACUGAUGUACAUAGAUGUCGCUACUCGCUUUUGGCGUUAUUCAGUGCGGGUAGGGGGAGUGGAUUUUGAGCUAAGCAAUUCACAGGAGUUCUGAAAGAUUGCUUGCGUUAGAGUUAAGUGAUUUCUUUGAUUAGCUAUGGUGUGGUUGUGGAGUCAGGUCGGGUACAUGAAGUUGUAUGCAUGCGUGACUGAUGAAGACAACUGGCCUGAAUGCGAGUGAACUAGCGUCUAGCGCCGCCUACUAUACUAUGUACAUACCGUGACGCUCGUUGAUCGAAGAUGUCGGCUUUGCAUGAGUGGUUCCCAUCGAAGAGUAUGCAAUGUUGGCGGCUAAGGUGCCAAGUCAGGCCUCAGGGUUGUGAUUAUGACUGUCGUGGACAAUGUCACCUGAUAUCCGUAACCGCAACAAUCUUUUCUGGCAAGAUUAAACUCUGCUAUGCUAUUGUAGCCGGUGACUCCAUGUGGUUUCCUCAGCUCUGUGGGACAUGUCUUCCCGUAUUCGUGUAGCCAGCUGCCCGGAAAUCCGUCGACUCAGGCCUGACGCGUAUGCUAUUGAUGCUUGGACGUGCUUUGUACAUGGUAGGAACACCGUGAUAUACCGCCGGCGGCCGGGCUGCUUUGGUGAAACGUUUGUUUCUGCCGUUGUUCAUUUUCGA
Messenger RNA from Amphibalanus amphitrite, 4173 nucleotides. RefSeq lists its product as uncharacterized. NCBI's taxonomy places the organism in Eukaryota, Metazoa, Arthropoda, Thecostraca, Balanomorpha, Balanidae. The record is from RefSeq and is a predicted model, not a curated record. The transcript has 2 exons. The coding region runs from base 287 to 2362 and encodes 691 amino acids.